CAAGCAGCCCACGCCCACCGUUUCUCUCCUAUUUUUUCUUCAAUCCUCACGCUUUCUUCUUCUUCUUAGAUUUCUCCAUCGAGCCCUUUGCUUUUCAGAUUUCUUAACCUUGACUUCCAAGUCAAACUCUUCGAUUCGUUUAUGGAUAUUACUUCCAUUUGUCUUUCUCACCAGAUCUGAAGCACCCACCCAUAUCCGAUUUCUCGUAUUCGAUUCACCGUAUUUCUCAAUUUUUGGGUCUAAACAGGUUAAUUCUAACAAUGGUGACGAUCAAAUUGGGAAUGCUCCAUUAUGUAAUUGACCAUGUCUACGGAGCGUUUAUGCACCGCACGAAGAUUACGCAACCCUUCUUCUCCCGAGGAUGGGGUGGUCACAAUCUCGAAUUGCUCGAGCGGAUUGUCAAACAGCUCUUCCCUCUUGAGGUUCAAGGUCAGAAUUGGCCACCGCCUUUGGUUCGUCCCGUUUGGAAGACUGUCUGGGAGACAAAGACCGCUACUUUGAGAGAAGGUGUUUUCCAGACUCCCUGUUGCCAUGAGCUUGCCGCUGCUUUGCCUCCUGAGUCUCGCACCGCCAGAGUUGCUUGGCUUGUCCCCAAAAACGUUCCUCCCCAAAAGAUGGCCUGUGUCGUUCAUCUUGCAGGCACAGGUGAUCAUACAUAUGACCGAAGGCUGCGUCUGGGUGGACCUUUGGUGAAACAAAACAUUGCAACGAUGGUGCUGGAAAGCCCUUUCUAUGGCCAGAGGCGUCCGUUUCUACAACGUGGUGCCAGACUCCUCUGUGUUAGUGAUCUACUUUUACUAGGGAGGGCAACAAUUGAAGAGUCACGCAGUCUUAUUCACUGGCUAGACACUGAGGAAGGCUUUGGAAAGAUGGGUGUUUGUGGGCUUAGUAUGGGAGGAGUACAUGCUUCGAUGGUUGGUUCGCUUCAUCCAACACCAGUUGCAACACUUCCAUUCCUAUCUCCACACUCUGCGGUUGUUGCAUUCUGCGAGGGAAUACUAAAGUAUGGAACCGCUUGGGAGGCACUGAGGGAGGAACUUGCAGCAGAGAAGAUCACAAUGACACUAGAUGAAGUGAGAGAGCGGAUGCGAAAUGUCCUCUCCCUCACAGAUGUCACUCGCUUCCCUAUCCCCAAGAACCCCGAUGCUGUUAUCUUUGUUGCUGCAACUGAUGAUGGAUACAUACCGAAACACUCUGUGUUGGAGCUUCAAAAGGCAUGGCCUGGUUCAGAAGUGAGAUGGGUAACAGGUGGACACGUAUCCUCCUUUCUGCUGCACAAUGGUGAGUUUCGUAGAGCAAUCGUGGACGGUCUCGAUAGAUUGGAGUGGAAGGAGUCAUGGUGACUUAAUAACAACACAUAUACAUCACACAACCCCUUUGUAACACAACAAAGGGAGGGGUCAUUAUGUAAAUGUCUAAAUCUCCUCGUGUUGUAUGUAUGUUUUAAGAAGAAAGAAAAUUCUUUUCGCUUUCGAAAGUGGUGGGCUCUAAUAUUCAUUUGUCUUGUAUUGUUUGUGUCCCAACACAUAGCAACCAUUUUUGGUGUUUUCACUCAUUACAUUCCCCAUUAUUAAAGUCUUUAACACUAUUUUUUUC
Molecule: messenger RNA, 1596 nt
Organism: Capsella rubella
Lineage: Eukaryota; Viridiplantae; Streptophyta; Magnoliopsida; Brassicales; Brassicaceae
Product: protein ABHD18
Exons: 5
Coding region: 261-1343 (360 amino acids)
Source: RefSeq, a predicted model, not a curated record